AUGGAGGCCAUCAAGAAGAAGAUGCAGAUGCUGAAGCUGGACAAGGAGAACGCCCUGGACCGGGCGGAGCAGGCGGAGGCCGAGCAGAAGCAGGCGGAGGAGCGGAGCAAGCAGCUGGAGGAUGAGCUCGCCGCCAUGCAGAAGAAGCUGAAAGGGACAGAGGAUGAGCUGGACAAAUACUCCGAGGCCCUGAAAGAUGCCCAGGAGAAGCUGGAGCUGGCGGAGAAGAAGGCGGCAGACGCUGAGGCAGAAGUGGCAUCUUUGAAUCGCCGUAUUCAGCUGGUAGAGGAGGAGUUAGACCGAGCCCAGGAGCGCCUUGCCACAGCGCUGCAGAAGCUGGAAGAGGCGGAGAAGGCUGCAGAUGAAAGUGAAAGAGGCAUGAAAGUCAUUGAAAACAGAGCCCUGAAGGAUGAGGAGAAGAUGGAACUGCAGGAGAUCCAGCUGAAGGAAGCCAAGCACAUUGCAGAGGAGGCAGACAGGAAGUAUGAGGAGGUUGCUCGGAAACUGGUGAUCAUAGAAGGAGAUCUGGAGCGUACUGAAGAGAGAGCUGAGCUUGCAGAGUCUCGUUGCCGGGAGCUGCAGGAGCAGAUCAGAGUGAUGGACCAGAACUUGAAGUGUCUGUCUGUUGCCGAAGAAAAGUACUCUCAAAAAGAGGAUAAAUAUGAAGAAGAGAUCAAGAUCCUGACUGAUAAACUCAAAGAGGCGGAGACCCGUGCUGAAUUUGCUGAACGGUCUGUAGCCAAGCUGGAGAAGACAAUUGAUGAUUUGGAAGAUGAGCUCUAUGCCCAGAAACUGAAGUACAAAGCAAUUAGUGAGGAACUGGACCACGCCCUGAAUGACAUGACUUCCAUUGCCCGAAGAGCCCUUCAUGAGCAGAGUUUUGAUGAAAUGGGACACCUCCCGUGGUUUCCUCAGGUUUGUGUCACUCCGUUCUCCACACAAAUGGCACCAGCUGUAAGGAUAGUCCAGACACGCUCAACUGCCCCAGCCUGUUCUCACUCUGUCUUCUGUGUCAGGGCUAUCCCCUCUCUGCCAGGUCUGGGUGGGGAAGGAGGGAGCAUUCCCACAAGGAAUUUCAAAGGGUAAUAGCCUGGAAAGCUCUGGCAGGUGGUGGUCUGACUCUCCUUGGGUAUGGGACAAUAACUGUGCCCUGUAAGACCUACAAAGCAAGAAGCCAUAACUCCUCAGUAACCAAACCUGCAGCUGGAGUAGGGGCUCUACAUCCUGUGGGAGUGACAGGGCUUCUGUCACAAGUGUCCGGGUGUGUGGAGGCUUCCAGCCCAGCGCUCCGUUGCCAGUUCUCACCAGGUGGGAGGUGGCACCCUGCCCUUGUGAAAGAGCCUCUCUCCUCAUGGGGAGGUCCUGUCAGCAGUGGGUUUAUUACUGACUCGCACUGUGUGGAACUGGUGGCUCUGCUGUUGCACAGUGGUGUUGCAAGCGAUCUUAUCGAAGGCUGGGCUGUGGCAGGCCCUUUUCCUGCUUGUCCUGAUGGAAUUCCAUGCUGGGUGAUGGAUGGGUGGGUGAUGCAACUUCUGCCCUGGGAGGUUUUGAGAGGCUUCUGGUCUGACUGGAUUGUGAGGCUUGUGUGGGCUGGUUACUGUGAGCUGGGCUGUUGACUCAGGAGUGCUGCAAAUGCAGGUUAGCUGACCAGGAGGCACAGGUCCUGGAGCUCCCCAGGUUGCAAGGAUGGCUAGUAAGGCUGCCCUGCGGGCUGGGUGGAGAAGGGAGCAGCCAAACAAACACUGGAGCUAGCCCCAGCAGAGCUGAGCAUGGGAAGGGUCAUGCUAGUUACUUCAGUCUGUUCCCUCAUGCGGGUGGAUCAUCAGGUCCCUGUCUAGAAGCAGAAACCCUUGCUCGAAGGCCGAGAGCCGUUGCACCAGCCUGCAGUCACUGGUACUUCUGAUGGCAGUUCACUCCCAUCCUCUGCCGCUCUGGAGACCCAGGACCAGCCCUGAUCACCUGGGGGGCUGGAGACUGGCAUCAGGGUGCCCAGCCUACCUGCUCAGAACCAGCCUGGAGGCCAGAGAGCAAGUCACUAGCAGCAGCAGUAGCUGAUGUGCAAAGCAGGCUCUGCUGUAGGCCAGGAUGGGGUGUACCUGUCUCCCGUACCGCAGCUUUCCUCAACUUCUAGUUAGACUGUGGCGGGGCUCAAGUUGGUGGCUUCUCUGGCUGUUGCUUGGUCCCUUGGUGGCUUUAAAGAAGGGAUAACCAAUCAGCAUUGCUACCUUCUGUCCUGCAGAGUGAGGCGCAGCUAGAGCGGGUGCUGAGGGCUGAAAGGAGCGGAGGGUGAGCUUCCCCCCUCGUGUGUGGCUGUCACGCUGGAGGGACUGGGCAGAGACACUCUGCAGAGGGGGACGUGCUUUGGCUGCUCCAUGUGAACAGCUUAACUCAGUGUCCUGAAUCUUACCUGGCCAAGUCGUCUUCGAGAGCAAAACGUUCCUAGGCUUGAAAGCAAUGAGGAAUGGUGUGGAUGCCCUUCAGAGCGUGCCCUAGAUUCCUAGGGACCUUGUAGACCAGGAUUUGAGGAGAAGCCUAAGGCCAACAAGAAUUGCUGUGCUUUAUGCUCACUCAUCAGCUGGAGGCAGCACACUGUGUGUGUCGCUGCAGUUUGUGAUGAUUAGUUCUGCCAGGCUGGAAGCUGUCACAGAAGGACUUUUCACUGCCUGGAAUUCCCCCAGAUGCAGGAAUUGCGCAGGAUCCUCCCAGUCUGAGAACUCCGUGUAGGUGGGCAGAGAUAGGUGUUGAACUGGUUCUCUGGGGGCUGGUUGUGGCUGACAGGCUGCACGGCAGUACAGUGGCCCUGAGAGGUGACCUGUCCUGGGAGAUGAUCAGAAUGGUUCUCCCUUUCCCUGGAGCUGCUGAUGAGCACAUGUGCUUGGUACCAGCCUUGGGGACAAGCGUGGCCGCUAGAGCCCUGUGAGGCUGUAAGGACAGGGACUGGGUGUGAGGUGAAGGCAGUUUGUGCCCCACGCAUUGGGUUGUUCUGGGGGCAGACGUAAAACAGGAGCCUGUGCUCCAGAACUUCCUCUCUCCUGUACCUGACGCAGAUACUGCCUUCAGUCCUUGUCUGGAUGUGGUGGGUUGUUAGUAUGGCAUAAAGGCAUGUCCUUGGAGGAGUGUCCUCCAGGUCAGGUAUGAGGUAUGUCAUUCUCAGUUCUUCUGGUGUCCCUGUCCUACUGCUAAAACCCCAUUAAUCCCACUGCUGUGUGGUCACUCUGGAAGGUGCUUCUGGUUCAGCUGUGGUAGGACUACUUUCUGCGAAGUGCUCCACAGGCUUAAAGCACAUCCCAAGUCUGUCUCCUUACCUGAGUACAGCCCAGCGUGCAGGCUCCUCUUCUGGUGUUCUCCUCUUCUGUUCUUUGCCUUUGCAAGCCCGUGGUGGCACUUCCAUUUCUGCCUGCACUUGGCUUCCUCUGUGAUCCUCCUGACCUGAAAUGCAAGUUAGACUAAGACCAACCUUUGUUCUCCCCGGCUUCAUCUGUGUAAUAGCCUAGAUGUGAUUCUCAGAGACACGCGUUAUGGAGGCAGCUUAUUUGAUGUGCUCAUCUUGGUAUUCUACUAACCUUCCCUUUCUCUCUUUUUCUCUCUUCCUCUUGUUUCCCCUAAUCCUGUUGCUG
Chroicocephalus ridibundus (black-headed gull) is the source of this 3617-nucleotide messenger RNA. RefSeq names its product tropomyosin 3 (gene TPM3). Gene Ontology annotation, molecular function: actin filament binding. Bases 1 to 1086 code for a protein of 361 amino acids. Lineage: Eukaryota; Metazoa; Chordata; Aves; Charadriiformes; Laridae. Gene Ontology annotation, cellular component: actin filament. Gene Ontology annotation, biological process: actin filament organization; muscle contraction. The record is from RefSeq and is a predicted model, not a curated record. The transcript has 10 exons.